This is a messenger RNA of Magnolia sinica, 1341 nucleotides long. Its product is annotated as myb-related protein 315-like. Bases 227 to 1201 code for a protein of 324 amino acids. Gene Ontology annotation, biological process: regulation of DNA-templated transcription. The record is from RefSeq and is a predicted model, not a curated record. Gene Ontology annotation, cellular component: nucleus. Lineage: Eukaryota; Viridiplantae; Streptophyta; Magnoliopsida; Magnoliales; Magnoliaceae. Gene Ontology annotation, molecular function: DNA-binding transcription factor activity, RNA polymerase II-specific; RNA polymerase II cis-regulatory region sequence-specific DNA binding. The transcript has 2 exons.
UUUGAAAGAGAGGGUUUUGAUGCAAUGGCCAAACACGCAAAACUUAAGAACUACACAUGUAUACACUCGUCGUAUCGUGUAAAACCAACAAAAGUGACUUCUCAUCCAUAACUAUAACCCUAACCCUAGCCCAACCCCACCUCAUUUCUCAACCUUUUUUUUUUCUCCUUCUUAUUCCUUCAUGCAAGAGAAUUCUCAACUUCCAAACCUCUAAGCUCUACAGCGAAUGGAGAAAUCAGAGAUAGGCGCCGAUGACACAAAGAACUGCCCGCGGGGUCACUGGAGGCCCGCCGAAGAUGAGAAACUCCGGCAGCUUGUGGAACAGUAUGGGCCCCAGAACUGGAAUUCAAUUGCUGAGAAACUACAAGGAAGAUCAGGAAAGAGCUGUAGAUUGAGGUGGUUUAACCAACUUGAUCCUAGAAUCAACAGAAGGCCAUUCACAGAAGAAGAGGAAGAGAGGCUCCUUGCAGCGCACCGUGUUCAUGGAAACAAGUGGGCCCUCAUCGCCCGGCUUUUCCCUGGUAGAACCGAUAACGCCGUCAAGAAUCAUUGGCAUGUUAUAAUGGCUAGACGGCAUAGAGAACGUUCUAGGCUCUUUGGAAAGAGAAGUUGCCAACACCAUCUUCUUAGUAAUACAGACACCAGCAUCAAUGGAUUUUUCACUGUCUCUUCAAGAACCCAAGAAGACAACAGCUCGAAAUGGUACCAGUUUGAUACUAGCAAGCUCUUUGAUUUCGAAAACCAACCAAAAGAUGGGCAAUUCUCUAUUUCCAAUCCGUCGACUUCUUGGGCUUUUUCCUCCUCAACCGCACCGCCAUCCUGGGAUGCUUUUGGUGGUGGGAGAAGGGACUACUUAGGUUCAAAUUCUAAUUAUUGCAUUCUAGAGAGCUCCCAAAGUUCAGAACCGUCUCUUCGCCGCUACUUCGUUGAUUCUUCCAUGUACGGCGGAUAUCGGAACCUCGGUGGGGCACAAGGGCAGCCCAUCUACAAAAGGAUUGUAACUAAUCCAGUUGGGUACGCUAGUUUAGGUGACAGUAGUGCUAAUGAGGCCAUGAUUAAGGGUGAUAUGGUAAGAUUUGGGGAUAAUUCUGCCACUUUACCGAAAAUUAGAAUGAAUAAUCAACAAGAACGUGGAGAAGAGUCCUUAAAACACAAGGAUGUCCCAUUCAUAGACUUUCUUGGUGUGGGAAUCUCAUCUUGAUUAAUAAAACUCUAUUUUGUAUAUCCUUUUUAGAGGUCCUCUUUUUUUCCAUGUUUCUACAUAUGUGGAGGUUGCAUCAAGAUAUUCAAAUGAUGAUCGAUGUAGUAAGCUGGCAUCAUUUUGAUUCACCAUCAUAGACA